AUGCGGGGGGCUCGGUGGAAGUGGAAGUACCUGGAAAGGCAGCCGGUCUCGAAGGACGCGUUUCGGCAGUACAAUCUGGGCAAAGGGGGCUUCGGAGAGGUGCGCGCCUGCCGGGUGCGGACCACGGGGAGGAUGCACGCCUGCAAGAAGCUGGAGAAGAGGCGGAUCAAGAAGCGGAAAGGGGAGGCCGUGGCGCUGAGCGAGAAGCAGAUCCUGGAGAAGGUCAGCGGGCGGUUCGUGGCGAGCCUGGCGAACGCCUACGAGACGAAGGACGCGCUCUGCCUGGUGCUGAGCGUCGUGAACGGCGGGGACCUGAAGUUCCACAUCUACAGCGUGGGCAGCCCCGGCUUCGAGGAGGAGCGCGUGGUCUUCUGCGCGGCGGCGAUCUGCAGCACCUGCGCCGCGAGGGCAUCGCCGCCCCCUCCCCAGCUCCUGGCGAAGGACCCCAGGCGGCGGCUGGGCUGCGGGGCGGCCGGGGCGAAGCGACACCCCUUCUUCGGGACCGUCGGCUUCGAGCGCCCGGAGGCCGGGAUCACGGAGCCGCGGUGCAUGCGGGACCCCCGGGCCGCGUACUGCGGGGACGUGCUGGACAUCGAGCAGUUCUCCGCGGUGAAAGGCGUCAACCUGGACCGAACCGACAGCGACUUCUACGCCGAGUUCGCCGUGGGCAGCGUCGCCGUCCCCUGGCAGAGCGAGGUGACCGAGACGGAGUGCUUCAAGGACCUCAACACGUUCGGACCCGGCGGGACCCGCUCCCCGGACCUGGACUGGCAGCAGCUGCCCGAACCCCCCCAGCGCAGCCUUCUGCAGAGGCUCUUCCGACGCCGCCCAGCCGACUACACCAUCAGCACCCCGCCGCCGGCCGCCCCGAACUCGCACGCUGCCGUGGCCGGUGCCGCCUGCCCGGCCCGGGCCACGGCACCAGCACCGUCCUGA
Messenger RNA from Rhea pennata, 936 nucleotides. Its product is annotated as G protein-coupled receptor kinase 5-like. Gene Ontology annotation, molecular function: ATP binding; G protein-coupled receptor kinase activity. Gene Ontology annotation, biological process: regulation of signal transduction; protein phosphorylation; signal transduction. NCBI's taxonomy places the organism in Eukaryota, Metazoa, Chordata, Aves, Rheiformes, Rheidae. Gene Ontology annotation, cellular component: cytoplasm. The record is from RefSeq and is a predicted model, not a curated record.